Piliocolobus tephrosceles (Ugandan red Colobus) is the source of this 4092-nucleotide messenger RNA. RefSeq names its product Fc receptor like 3 (gene FCRL3). The record is from RefSeq and is a predicted model, not a curated record. Bases 336 to 2606 code for a protein of 756 amino acids. Gene Ontology annotation, biological process: cell surface receptor signaling pathway; immune response. Gene Ontology annotation, molecular function: transmembrane signaling receptor activity. Gene Ontology annotation, cellular component: external side of plasma membrane. The transcript has 15 exons. Lineage: Eukaryota; Metazoa; Chordata; Mammalia; Primates; Cercopithecidae.
CCUACAUUAGGAGCUGCAUGCGGAAGCAAAGGCUGUGUGAAGACAAGCUAGUGAAGGGGUUUUCCAUGUGAAAAACAAAGAAAGAAUUAUUUGAAUAUUAGCAAAUCCACAACUUCACAUUUCUAGAGAACCCAGGCACAGCCUUGGAGACAUUACUCCUAAGAGACUGCAUUUGUUGGAAGAUGAGCCCCAACUUCUAAAAAUAUAUCACUACCAGGAUUGAGAUACAAACAGCAUUUAGGAAGGUCUGAUCUGAGGGGCAGCUUCCUGCCCUCCUUCCUGGAGAUAAGUCCAGCUUUUGGUGAGAAAGACUUUCCCUGCCCUCUGCCAGGCCGAUGCCCAUGCUUCUGUGGCUGCUGCUGCUGAUCCUGAGUGAACAGAUGGACUACAAUGGGACCAGGGCCUCAGUUCCUAAAGCUCGUAGAAGAGAACAAUCAGGGGUAGCUCCAAAAGCUGUACUUCUCCUUGAUCCUCCAUGGUCCACAGUCUUCAAAGGAGAAAAAGUGACUCUCACAUGCAGGGGAAUAUCACAUUCCCCAGCCUACAGAGACACAUUUUGGUAUCGCAAUGAGAAGUUGUUGAAAAUGAAAUAUAACGCGAUCCAAAUUACGGAGUCUGGAAAUUAUCAAUGCAAGACCCGAGAAUCCUCCCUCAGUGAUGCUGUGCAUGUGGAAUUUUCAUAUGCCUCGCUGAUCCUGCAGGCUUCACAUCCUGUCUUUGAAGGAGAUAAUGUCACCCUGAGAUGUCAGGGGAAAGAAGAUGAAAACGCUCAUGAAAAGGUUUACUACAAAGAUGGAAAACAGCUUCCUAAUAGUUAUAAUUUAGACUACAUCAUAGUGAAUUCAGUCUCCAGGGAUAAUAGCAAAUAUCAUUGUACUGCUAAUUAUAGCAUACUUUCCAUAGUAUCAAUUAAACGAACUUCAAAAUACCUAAAUAUCCAAGUUCAAGAGCUGUUUCUACAUCCUGUGCUGAGAGUCAGCUCUUCCACGCCCAUAGAGGGGAGUCCCAUGACCCUGAUCUGUGAGACCCAGCUCUCUCCACAGAGGCCAAAAGUUCAGCUGCAAUUCUCCUUCUUCAGAAAUAGUCAGACCCUCGGAUCAGGCUGGAGCAGGUCCCCCAAACUCCAGAUCCCUGCCAUGUGGACUGAAGACUCUGGGUCUUACUGGUGUGAGGCAGAGACAGUGACUCGCAACAUCAAAAAAAGGAGCCUGACAUCUCAGAUACGUGUACAGAGAGUCCCUGUGUCUAAUGUGAAUCUAGAGAUCCAGCCCACCGGAGGGCAGCUGAUUGAAGGAGAAAAUAUGGUCCUUAUUUGCUCAGUAGCCCGGGGUUCAGGGACUGUCACGUUCUCCUGGCACAAAGAAGGAAGAGUAAGAAGCCUGGGUAGAAAGACCCAGCGUUCUCCAUUGGCAGAGCUGCAUGUUCUCAUGGUGAAGGAGAGUGACUCAGGGAGAUACUACUGUGCAGCUGACAACGUUCACGGCCCCAUCCUCAGCACAUGGAUUCAAGUCACUGUGAGAAUUCCGGUAUCUCACCCCAUCCUCACCUUCAGGGCCCCCAGGGUCCAGGCUCUAGUGGGGGACCUGCUGGAGCUUCACUGUGAGUCCCUGAGAGGCUCUCCCCCGAUCCUGUACCGAUUUUAUCAUGAGGAUGUCACCCUGGGGAAUAGCUCAGCCCCCUUUGGAGGAGGAGCCUCCUUCAACCUCUCUCUGACUGCAGAACAUUCUGGAAACUACUCCUGUGAUGCAGACAAUGGCCUGGGGGCCCAGCACAGUCAUGGAGUGAGUCUCAGGGUCACAGUUCCAGCGUCUCGCCCCAUCCUCACCAUCAGGGCUUCCGGGGCCCAGGCUGUGGUGGGGGACCUGCUGGAGCUUCACUGUGAGUCCCUGAGAGGCUCCUUUCCGAUCCUGUACUGGUUUUAUCACGAGGAUGACACCUUGGGGAACAGCUCGGCCCACUCUGGAGGAGGGGCAUCCUUCAACCUCUCUCUGACUACAGAACAUUCUGGCAACUACUCAUGUGAGGCUGACAAUGGCCUGGGGGCCCAGCGCAGUGAAGUGGUGACAUUCAGUGUUACAGGAACUUCCAGGAACAGAACAGGCCUUACCACUGCGGGAGUCAUGGGGCUGGUGCUCAGCAUCCUCAGCCUUGCUGCUGCUACUGCUGCUGCUGCUGCUGCUCUGCUGCAUUAUGCCAGGGCCCAAAGGAAACCAGGAGGACUUUCUGCCACUGGAACAUCUAGUCACAGUCCUAGUGAGUGCCAGGAGCCUUCCUCAUCCAGGCCUUCCAGGAUAGACCUUCAAGAGCCCACUCACUCUAAACCACUAGCCCCAAUGGAGCUGGAGCCAAUGUACAGCAAUGUAAAUCCUGGAAAUAGCAACCUGAUUUAUUCCCACAUCUGGAGCAUCCAACACACAAAAGGAAAUUCAGCUAAUUGUCCAACGAUGCAUCAAGAGCAUAAGGAACUCACAGUCCUCUAUUCAGAACUGAAGAAGAAACACCCAGAUGACUCUGCAGGGGAGGCUCGCAGCAGAGGCAGGGCCCAUGAAGAUGAUGAAGAAAACUAUGAGAAUAUUCCACGUGUAUUACUGGCCUCAGACCACUAGCCCCUUACCCAGAGUGGCCCACAGGAAACAGCCUGCACCAUUUUUUUUCUGUUCUCUCCAACCACACAUCAUCCAUCUCUCCAGACUGCCUCCUAUGACGCUGGGCUGCAGGGGAUGUGAGGCUGCGCAAAAGGUCUCCAAAUCUCCUCUGUGCCUGAGUCUGUGUGUUCCCUAGGAAAAGAAUGGGCAGCCUCUGAGCAAGCACUGUGUUAUUUUCACAGUGGAGACUCAUGGCAAGGCAAGAAGGCCCUCAGCUCCUAGGGCUGUCGAAUAGAGGAGGAGAGAGAAAUGGUCUAGCCAGGGUUACAAGGGCACACUCAUGACCAUUUGAUCCAAGUGUGAUUGAAAGCUGUUAAUGUACUCUCUGUAUAAACAAUUUGCUCCAAAUAUCGUUUCCUUUUUUGUGUGUGUGGCUGGUAGUGGCAUUGCUGAUGUUUUGGUAUAUAUGCUGUAUCCCUGCUACCCUAUUGGGAACAACCAUAAGAAGUUAUAGAACAAGAUUUUAAGGUGACUCUAUCUAAAGUGUAUUUUUGUACAUACAGGGUGACAUUCCCAAUCAAAUUACCCUUAGUUAUGAUGAAAAAUAACCUCAGCAUUUCAUUAAAGGCUCUGCUAGUUUAAUAUGUGACCUCUAUCCCUACUACAAAGACCUUAUGUGUAAAAAAUCACAUUAAUUGUAAUUUUUGCUUCAUGACAUAGUCUCAUCAUUUUCCAUACAUGAUAGAUUUCUAGUCAGUCAGUUUUAUUAUUAUAAAUAAAUAAUGUAAUGUCCUCCAUUACUACCAGCAAAGCCAGCUAAGCCACAGCUGCUGGCCUCAAAAAAUGUGAUGAUCAAUUCACACUGCUCCCACUGGCCUCUGUUACCCUUAUCCUGGCCUUUGAGAGCAGGGCACAAUGUCCUGCCUAUACUGAGAUGCUGAUCUCUGCCAGUUCGUGUUCAUAUUGGCAUUAAAAUUUUAAGUUCCCUUGAAGAGGGAGCAGGCAAAUGUCUCUGUCUUCUGUGUGAUACACUCUGCUGUUUUUUUCUCUAUGGUAAAAACAUAUAAACAGGUUUGUGUAUCAACCACCACACUGUACAUGGGGGCUCUCCUCCUUUCAAACCUUGCUGCUGAUUUGGAAUUACCUUGCCAGGUCCCUUUGUGCCUUAUAGUGAACUUUCUCUAAGGGACCUGUCAUCUUUUAUCAUUGUUUAUCCAUUUUCUAGAUUCUGAACCCAGGAAAGGACAAAGUUCAAGAUUUUCCAUGUCUUUGUAACACUUAACCCUGUUCAAAUCAGAGUAUGUGAGUGGAAAGAGGAGUGAGUCCUAACUGUACAUUUCAGAUAUAACAAAAGUGCAAAUUCUGAUUGCCCUGUAAAAUGAAUUAUUCUCAGCAUUGCUCUACUUGACUUUUCCGUUUGAAUUCACAACUAAAAACCCAUAGCCCAGAAAUCUAAAAAACAGUAAUUUUAAUGGAGCCUUUGAAAAUAAAAGACCAUUGGAAAAAG